Physeter macrocephalus (sperm whale) is the source of this 2021-nucleotide messenger RNA. RefSeq names its product large neutral amino acids transporter small subunit 4-like. Lineage: Eukaryota; Metazoa; Chordata; Mammalia; Artiodactyla; Physeteridae. Gene Ontology annotation, molecular function: neutral L-amino acid transmembrane transporter activity; L-amino acid transmembrane transporter activity. The transcript has 6 exons. Gene Ontology annotation, biological process: neutral amino acid transport. The annotation marks the transcript as partial. The record is from RefSeq and is a predicted model, not a curated record.
UGAUGGCUACCGUCCGUCUUUAUCCUCAGUGGGCCUCUACACCUCCAUCUUCGGUGUUCUCCAGCUGCUCUGCCUGCUGACAGCCCCCGUCAUUGGCUACAUCAUGGACUGGAGGCUGAAGGAGUGCGAAGACGCCCCUGAGGAGCCCGAGGAGAAAGACCUCAACCAAGGUGAGAAGAAGAAGCGGGACCGGCAGAUCCAGAAGAUCACCAACGCCAUGCGGGCCUUCGCCUUCACAAACCUGCUGCUCGUGGGCUUUGGGGUGACUUGCCUCAUUCCCAACCUGCCUCUACAGAUCCUCUCCUUCAUCCUGCACACGAUUGUGCGAGGAUUCAUCCACUCUGCCGUCGGGGGCCUGUAUGCCGCUGUGUACCCCUCCACGCAGUUUGGCAGCCUCACGGGCCUGCAGUCCCUGAUCAGUGCACUCUUCGCUCUCCUGCAGCAGCCCCUGUUUCUGGCUAUGAUGGGUCCCCUCCAAGGAGACCCUCUGUGGGUGAACGUGGGGCUGCUUGUCCUGAGCAUGCUGGGCUUCUGCCUUCCCCUCUACCUCAUCUGGUACCGGCGCCAGCUGGAGAGGCAGCUGCAGCAGAAGAGGGAGGACGACAAGCUUUUCCUCAAGCUCAACGGCUCGUCCAACCGGGAGGCUUUUGUGUAGCGCCCACCGCCUCGGAACUGUGGCGUCCCGCCCUUGCUUCAGUGACUCAGCGGUGUCCUCCCCACCCCAGAGGACCUCCACGCACCCCUAGGAUCCUGUCCUUCACCAUGUUGGAGUCGUCGCUCCCUCCCAGGGCCCUGGUCCUGCCUCGGAGCUCUGCGGUGGCAGGAUGGGAGAGGGCCCAGUCAGGCGCUUCUCCUGCUGGAAGCAGAGGCGCUCUGGACUUGGCUCCGCCACCCUCGAGGGGCCCUGGAGCCUCGGGGCUCUGUGGUGCCUGCAGGAGCAGCCAGGAGGACCCCGGGCAGGAGGCAGGCCCUCUCCCCACAGUGUGUCGGGAUUCUGCCUCUUGCCAAAGCAGAGGAGUCUGCCGUCUACUGCCCACCACCUGCCCCUCGGCUGCAUGUCCACCAACCACGCCUGCUGAGGACAAAGGCUUGCACCGUCUGUACCCGCCUUGCCUGGCCCCUCACCUCCUCCCCCGGCCAGUCUGAGCUGCCUGAGGAAGGAAGGACCCGCUUCCUGUUGUUGGUGCUAACUCCUUUGUGAUUCCAGCCCCCUGUGGCCUGUCCUCCUGUUCGAGGCCAGUGGAGAAGGCCCCCUGGCUUAAAGCCUGGGGAGGGGAUGGAGGGCUGGAUGGUCACAUGUGGCUCAGGAGCCGUGGUCAAGGCCGAGCAGCAGUCCCUUCCCUCCUCCCUGAGGGCCUGAGCCGGGGGCACGUUUCCAAUGCCACCCUCUGUCCAGUCUGUGACCUGAAGGGAAUUAAAGGGGCACCACACACAAACACACGCGUGCACGCACACACACGCGCGCGCACACACACACACACAGCUGUUUUCGUGGGGGUGGAAGUGAAGAUGUGGCUGACAGACGUGGAGGUCCAGGCCUGGGUGGGAAGGUGGAUUUGUGAGAGACCUAGGGGUGUGUGUGCAUGUGGGUUGUGUGUGCGUGUCCUGUGCAUGAGAGAUGUGUGUGGGGUGGGGGUGGGAUGUGGGCGCUAGGGGUCUGCCCUUAUCCUCCCAGAGCCAGCCAGGCCCGCAGCAAGCCCAGCGCCCAGGAGCCAGCCCCGCUCGGGGUUGGGAACUUGUCCCUGGCUGCAGGGCCACAGCGCCCCCUGCUGGCAGACUUUCCAAGGGCCCUGGAGCUGUUUAUGUGGGCGAGGCCCCCUUUCCUCUGCCAGGCGGGCCUGGCUUACCAACCCACCCACCUUGACUGCCCUCAGAAAUGUGUCUGAGGCUUCCUGGGAGCUCUGAGAGGGGUGGGUUGAUUUUUAGGUGAAUUGUUUUGGUGGUUUGUUUUUUUUUUUUUUCCUUUUAAGUUUUAUCUGACUCCUUUUUAUAAAGCAAUAAAUCCAUUUUCCUCCUGUUAA